CACGUGACUGAGUUAGCAAUUUCUCAAACUUUCAUAUGCAACAGAUAUCAACAUAAUCAAAAGAUAAAGUCUAACUAAAUGUUGAUCUUCUCAUAAAUUCGACAGGAGUGCUAUCUGAAGGGCUCAGCUGGUGGCAGGGCAAUGAAUGUGAUACACUUAGAAGACAGAGUUUCAGGCUACACCCUUAAAGACUGCGAGGAAAAAGGAAAGAAAACUGUAAGCAUGGUGAAGAUGUUUCUGAAAGUACCUCCAGGAGUUGAUCUUAAUGACCCUCUGGUGAAAGAGCAAAUUCUCAGACAGAUACAGGCAGAGAUCACCAAGAGAGAUGGAGGUGCAUCUGUGCGAUGGAAGGAGCAGCCGAAUGGCAAAGUCUUCCAGAAGAAAGAGAAAGAGGAGAAAAAGAACGAAGGACAGUGUGUAAAGAAAUCACAGGAAUGCUGA
Messenger RNA from Salvelinus fontinalis (brook trout), 441 nucleotides. RefSeq lists its product as uncharacterized. The transcript is spliced from 4 exons. The record is from RefSeq and is a predicted model, not a curated record. Lineage: Eukaryota; Metazoa; Chordata; Actinopteri; Salmoniformes; Salmonidae. Bases 142 to 441 code for a protein of 99 amino acids.